Cicer arietinum (chickpea) is the source of this 879-nucleotide messenger RNA. The record is from RefSeq and is a predicted model, not a curated record. NCBI's taxonomy places the organism in Eukaryota, Viridiplantae, Streptophyta, Magnoliopsida, Fabales, Fabaceae.
AUGACUGAUGCAGACACUGUCAGGACUUUCAAUUUUGCGUCUGCUGCUGUCAGCACUGCAAGCAAGCCGGAGAAAGUUGCUUGGUUGCCUGAGCACAAUUUUCAGAUUAAUAAUAUCUUCAAUACAAAAGGAUCAAUGCGCCUUUCUGAUAUGUUGAUGCAAGCGAGAAAGAAGCGUAAGUGUUCAACUUGGAUGGGAGAAACUGUUUGGAAUGAUCUUGAGAAGAUAUGGAUGGAUCCGUCGUUUAAGAAGAUAUCAAAUCAAGCUAAGAAAAAUCGUGCUUCUUCUAAAGGAGGAGCUGUCCAUACUGGUGGAUCUAUAUCCAUUACUGAACAUACCAUUCGAUUGACUGAAGAGUUAGGUAGAAACCCCACAUUGGAUGAGGUCUUUUUAACAACUCACACUAAGAAGAAGGACAACUCUUUGGUUGAUGAAAGAGCAAAAAAAACAUAUGAAACAUAUCAAGGUAAGUUGCAACAAGCUUCCAAAAAUGGGGAAGCGUCUAGUAGUUGUAGCCAAGUGGUUAAUGCAGAAGCACGCUUAGACAUGUGGGUCCAAUCUGUUGGGGGGAAGAAUAAAUGGAGGAUCUAUGGUGCUGGAGAUAGAUCCUCACUUUAUAGACCAGGUGUCAUAGCUGCACAGAUAGCAACAUUUGAGGAGCGAGCAAAAGCGGCAGAACACGAGGCACGAGAGGCGCGGGAGGAGCUAAGGAAAGCAGAACAACGUCGACAAGAGGAUGAGCAACGCACUAAAGAGCUCCAGAUACAGCUAGUAACAUUGGCAAAAAGUGUUGCUUCCAUACAGGCUGAGUCAUCCCGUCGUCGUCGUCAUCCAGAUUAUGACGAGGAUGAGUCUAACGAUGAUGACGGCGAUGAGUAG